Molecule: messenger RNA, 1287 nt
Organism: Penicillium angulare
Lineage: Eukaryota; Fungi; Ascomycota; Eurotiomycetes; Eurotiales; Aspergillaceae
Product: DMT family transporter
Exons: 4
Coding region: 1-1287 (428 amino acids)
Biological process (GO): regulation of peptide transport
Cellular component (GO): membrane
Source: RefSeq, a predicted model, not a curated record
AUGGCUACAACUUCAGAUGCGCCGCCCACAAGAAUAGGCGUAGCAAGGCGCACGUUAGGAAUCUCCCUUCUCCUCCUUGUGGUGGUACUUUGGACAACCUCAAAUUUCCUAGGAAGCACUAUAUUCGCCGAUAAAACUUAUCCGAAGCCUUUCUUCGUCACAUAUAUCAAUACUUCGCUCUUUACGGCACCACUUUUCGGCGUUCUUCUGAGUCGAACAUUUAUCCUGUGGCGCUCUAAUAAGCUGAGCCAUGUCGACUCAUUUUCAAGUUGGCUCAAGGCCAUGGACUCACCUGAUAAAGUGACAGGCGAGGAAUCAAGAGCCCUACGCCGUGUAUCGGUUGACGAGUCGGCUCGAACAAGUGGUGAAUUCGAUCCAGCGCACUAUGGCUCAAAAGAAGACGAAAAUGAAAAGUUAGGACUAAAGGCGACUGCAAAGCUGAGCUUCCAGUUCUGUCUGCUAUGGGCCGCUAACAAAGCGCAGUUCACAGCAAACUACUUCGCAAUGGGAUGCCUCCAAUACACAACAGUUGGAAGCACAACAAUCCUAACCUCCACAAGCGGUGUUUGGACUCUAGUCUUCGGCGCCUGUCUCCGCGUUGAGAAAUUCACUCUUCGAAAAUUCCUAGGAGUAAUCGCUUCUCUUGUCGGCAUUAUCCUGAUUUCUCGCGUGGAUCUCUCAAAGCCGGAAUCCGACGCUACCCCGACAGAGGAUCAGGGCUCAGGCAAAUUCCCACAUAAAUCAACCGCUGAAAUUGCACUUGGUGACGCCAUGGCUGCCUUUAGCUCCGUCAUGUAUGGCGUGUAUACGAUUGUGAUGAAGAAGCAGGUUGGUGAUGAAUCGCGCGUGAACAUGCCGCUGUUCUUUGGAUUGGUAGGAUUCUUCAAUCUUAUAAUUAUGUGGCCUGGUUUCUUCAUUUUGCAUUGGACUGGUGUCGAGCUGUUUUCGUUGCCGGAAUCAAGGAAAGUGUGGACUAUUAUUUUGGUCAAUGCGCUUGCUUCUUUCAUUUCGGAUAUUGCUUGGGCGUAUGCUAUGCUUUUGACUACGCCUUUGGUGGUGACGGUUGGUCUUAGUUUGACUAUUCCCUUAUCACUUGUUGGGCAAAUUGUUCUACAGGGGCAGUAUGCCAGUGCAAUUUAUUGGGUUGGGGCCGCUAUUGUUUUCUUCUCGUUUUUGGUGGUCAAUCAUGAAAGUAAGACGUUGGAUGAUGGGGCUCCUGUCGGUGGAGCUGGAGCUAGAGCGUCAUCUGGGGAGUAUGAAAGUAUUCCCUAUGAGGAGGUUCAUUGA